Messenger RNA from Lampris incognitus (smalleye Pacific opah), 3524 nucleotides. RefSeq lists its product as uncharacterized. The transcript has 2 exons. The record is from RefSeq and is a predicted model, not a curated record. NCBI's taxonomy places the organism in Eukaryota, Metazoa, Chordata, Actinopteri, Lampriformes, Lampridae. Bases 1 to 3264 code for a protein of 1087 amino acids. Gene Ontology annotation, molecular function: protein binding; zinc ion binding.
AUGGCCUCUGGCAGCAGUCUCCUGGCUCAAGAUCACUUCCUGUGUUCUGUCUGUCUGGAUGUGUUCACUGAUCCUGUCUCCAUACCAUGUGGACACAACUUCUGUAAAUCCUGUAUCACACAGUACUGGGACAGUAAUGAACAGUGCCGGUGUCCUGUGUGUAACAAGCUUUACACUAACAGACCUGAAGUGUCAGUCAAUCCUUUCAUAUGUGAGAUGACUGCUCAGUACAGAGAGUCCAUUAGAGUGAAAGCCAGCAGCUGCCCUGACCAACAAUGUGCCAAACCAGGAGACGUUCCCUGUGACGUCUGCACUGGGACCAAGACCAAGGCCCUCAAGUCCUGUCUGGUGUGUCUGGCCUCGUACUGUGAGACUCACCUGGAACCACAUCAGAAAGUCACAAGUCUGAAAAGACAUCAGCUGAUCGACCCUGUGGAGAAUCUGGAAGACAGGAUAUGCAAGAAGCACGACAAACCUCUGGUUCUGUUCUGUAAGACUGAACAGGUGUGUGUGUGUCAGUUCUGUACUGAGUCAGACCACAAGUUACAUCCUGUUGUUCCCCUGAAGGAGGAAUAUGAAGGAAAGAGUCAGCUGGGUAAGAAAGAUGCUGAAGUUCAGCAGAUGAUCCAUCAGAGACAACUGAAGAUUCAGGAGAUCAAACAGUCAGUCGAAAUCAGCAAAGAUGGUGCAGACAGAGAGAUAGCCCACAGUGUUCAGGUCUUCACUGCUCUGAUGAGCUCCAUUGAGAGAGGCCAGGCUGAGCUCAUUGACAUGAUUCAAGAGAAACAGAAAACAACAGAGAAACAGGCUGAAGGCUUCAUUGAAGAGCUGGAAGAAGAAAUCAGGCAGCUGAAGAAGAGGAGCACAGAGCUGGAGCAGCUCUCACACACCAAAGACCACCUCCACCUCCUCCAGAGCUUCUCAUCCCUCAACACCCCUCCACACACAAGGGACUGGACAGAGGUCAGUGUCCAUCAGCCAUCUUAUGUGGGGACUGUGAGGAGAGCUGUGGAGCAGCUGCAGGAGACAGUCAGUAAAGAGAUGGAGAAGCUGUGUCAGGCUGAGCUGAAGAGGGUCCAGCAGUAUGAAGUGGAUGUGACUCUAGAUCCUGAUACAGCACAUCGUAAACUCAUCCUGUCUGAUGAUGGAAAACAAGUUUAUUAUGGAGACAUUAAAAAGAACCUCCCAGACAACCCAGAGAGAUUCUCUCAUCAUCCUUUGGUCUUAGGAAAACAGAACUUCUCCUCAGGUAGAUUUUAUUUUGAGGUUAUAGUGAAAGAGAAGACUAAGUGGGAUUUAGGAGUGGCCAGAGAGUCUGUCAACAGGAAGGAAAAAACAUAUUUGGACCCUAAGUAUGGUUUCUGGACAAUAUGGUUGAGGAAUGGAAAGGAGUAUGAGGCUGUUGCGUGCUUCUCUCUGAGACAGAAGCUCCAGAAGGUGGGGGUGUUUGUGGAUUAUGAGGAGGGUCUGGUCUCCUUUUAUGACGUAGAUGCUGGUGAUCAUAUCUACUCUUUCACUGGCUGCACCUUCACUGAGAGACUCUACCCAUAUUUCGGUACCAGUCUUAAUGAUGGUGGUAAAAACUCUGCUCCUCUCAUCAUCUCUCCUGUCAACAGAUGUCUAGAUAUGGCCUCUGGCAGCAGUCUCCUGGCUCAAGAUCACUUCCUAUGUUCUGUCUGUCUGGAUGUGUUCACUGAUCCAGUCUCCAUACCAUGUGGACACAACUUCUGUAAAUCCUGUAUCACACAGUACUGGGACAGUAAUGAACAGUGCCGGUGUCCCAUGUGUAACAAGCUUUACACUAACAGACCUGAAGUGUCAGUCAACACUCUGUUUCGUGAGAUGACUGCUCAGUACAGAGAGUCCAUUAGAGUGAAAGCCAGCAGCUGCCCUGACCAACAAUGUGCCAAACCAGGAGACGUUCCCUGUGACGUCUGCACUGGGACCAAGAUCAAGGCCGUCAAGUCCUGUCUGGUGUGUCUGGCCUCGUACUGUGAGACUCACCUGGAGCUGCAUCAGAAAGUCACGGGUUUGAAAAGACAUCAGCUGAUCGACCCUGUGGAGAAUCUGGAAGACAGGAUAUGCAAGAAGCAUUACCAACCUCUGGUUCGGUUCUGUAAGACUGAACAGGUGUGUGUGUGUCAGUUCUGUACUGAGUCAGACCACAAGUUACAUCCUGUUGUUCCCCUGAAGGAGGAAUAUGAAGGAAAGAAGAGGCAGCUGGGUAAGAAAGAUGCUGAAGUUCAGCAGAUGAUCCAUCAGAGACAACUGAAGAUUCAGGAGAUCAAACAGUCAGUAGAAAUCAGCAAAGAUCGUGCAGACAGAGAGAUAGCCCACAGUGUUCAGGUCUUCACUGCUCUGAUGAGCUCCAUUGAGAGAGGCCAGGCUGAGCUCAUUGACAUGAUUCAAGAGAAACAGAAAACAACAGAGAAACAGGCUGAAGGCUUCAUUGAAGAGCUGGAAGAAGAAAUCAGGGAGCUGAAGAAGAGGAGCACAGAGCUGGAGCAGCUCUCACACACCAAAGACCACCUCCACCUCCUCCAGAGCUUCUCAUCCCUCAACACUCCUCCACACACCAAGGACUGGACAGAGGUCAGUGUCCAUCAGCCAUCUUAUGUGGGGACUGUGAGGAGAGCUGUGGAGCAGCUGCAGGAGACAGUCAGUAAAGAGAUGGAGAAGCUGUGUCAGGCUGAGCUGAAGAGGGUCCAGCAGUAUGAAGUGGAUGUGACUCUAGAUCCUGAUACAGCACAUCGUAAACUCAUCCUGUCUGAUGAUGGAAAACAAGUUUAUUAUGGAGACAUUAAGAAGAACCUCCCAGACAACCCAGAGAGAUUCUCUUGUCAUCUUAUGGUCUUAGGAAAACAGAACUUCUCCUCAGGUAGAUUUUAUUUUGAGGUUAUAGUGGAAGAGAAGACUAAGUGGACUUCAGGAGUGGCCAGAGAGUCUGUCAACAGGAAGGAAGAAACAUAUUUGGACCCUGAGGAUGGUUUCUGGACAAUAUGGUUGAGGAAUAGAAAUGAGUAUAAGGCUCUUGAUAGCACUGAGGUCCUUCUCUCUCUGAGACAGAAGCUCCAGAAGGUGGGGGUGUUUGUGGAUUAUGAGGAGGGUCUGGUCUCCUUUUAUGACGUAGAUGCUGGUGAUCAUAUCUACUCUUUCACUGGCUGCACCUUCACUGAGAGACUCUACCCAUAUUUCGGUACCAGUCUUAAUGAUGGUGGUAAAAACUCUGCUCCUCUCAUCAUCUCUCCUGUCAACAAAGUCUGAUGAACACACAGGCUCACUAUUAUGGCUACGUGUGUGUGUGUGUGUGUGUGUGUGUGUGUGUGUGUGUGUGUGUGUGUGUGUGGGUGUGUGUGCGCGACAUAUUCGCUUAUAAUGACAGGAUUCAGAUUCCUUUUCACUUUCUGUACCGGCUGCACCUUCAGCAAGGCGAUCUACUCACACUUUCGUCUCCGUCCUUUAGACAAUUUAAUCAGCGGUAAAAAAAAAACUCCUCACCUACUGUAUUGUCUCCUCCCCUACUG